AUGGCACUCGACAUCACAAGUAUUCCUAAUGCCAAGAAUAGCCAGAUCUGGGUUAUGAGCGCAUUGGGGAUUGCGAUUGGCCUCGCCAUGUUUGGGUUCUAUACAUAUAGAGCCUGCAGAAAGGAUUGUCUCAAAGAGAGACUGCCGAUCACCCUCUUUGUACCAACUCUACCGGUGUCCUUUCCAUUCGCAAUCCAUUGUUAUCGAAUGAGCACCGACUGCCUCACCCCGAAAGCGUACACGAUUAAGCAAAACCUCGACUUGUAUUUGCCUGAGAAGGAUGGAACUACAAUGACCACCAGUCUAGAUUCCUGCGCUCGUGUCGCAGUCGAGUCACGAGCUUUCUCUCAGGUCAUACGUUCACAACAACUUGAUACGUCGAGAUCCAGCGGGAGGAAGACGACGUGA
Molecule: messenger RNA, 408 nt
Organism: Fusarium graminearum PH-1
Lineage: Eukaryota; Fungi; Ascomycota; Sordariomycetes; Hypocreales; Nectriaceae
Exons: 3
Coding region: 1-408 (135 amino acids)
Source: RefSeq, a predicted model, not a curated record